Molecule: messenger RNA, 1587 nt
Organism: Medioppia subpectinata
Lineage: Eukaryota; Metazoa; Arthropoda; Arachnida; Sarcoptiformes; Oppiidae
Source: the annotation of a GenBank genome assembly
UGUUCAGUCUGUAUGAGACUAUAAAUUAUUAUUAAUUUAUUGUAUAAUUUAUUUAUUUAGUUAAAAAUAUAACAUAGUAGUUUUUCAAAAUGUUUAGACAGGCAUUUAUUCUGUGCUCAAUUCUGGUAUGUUUUGGGCAAAUAAAUUGUGUAUUGAAUCCGAAAGUCAUUUGUUAUUAUGAAGAUUGGUUCUAUUGGCGUACCGGUGAUGGUAAAAUGACCGUCCACGAUGUUGACAACACUCUGUGCACACAUAUGGUGUACGGCUAUCAGGGUAUCGAUAGGGACAGUACUAUCAAACUGGCCGACGAGUACCUCAUGAAGACAUUGCACGAUUUGGACAACUUCUCGAAAAACAAGGGCAAAGGCCAGGCGUUGGUGGCCAUCGGCGGUUGGUCACUGUCGGGCGGUUUCACCCAGGUGGUGUCCACCGACUCGGACAUCCGUACGUUCACCAAUAGUAUUAUGUCAUUCCUGAGCACAUAUAACUUCGAUGGAGUGAUGUUGGACUGGACACCAAAGGGUGCGUUCACUUCCAGCGAAAACGACGGGUUCGUCAAACUGUUGAGCAGUAUUCGCACCGCUUUCGGCGCCAAAUACACACUCGGUAUUACUGUCUCGCCGGUGGUCACCGGUCUCAGCGUUGAUCGCGUCGAUCAAUAUGUGGACAUCAUUGCCGUCCAGACAUACGAUAUGCACGGCUCGUGGGAGAAACAGGUGGGCAUCGGUGACCCGGCCACCUGGACCCUGGAGACUAUGAGACAGUGGUAUAAGGACGGUGCCAGCAUGACCAAGCUUAUUGCCACAAUCCCGCUGUACGGCCACACCUGGAUCCUCGCCGACCCCAACAAGUAUGACAUCGGAGCCGAGGCUACCGGACCCGGCAAACAGGGGCCGUGGAGUCAGCAAGAUGGUAAAUUGGGCUACAAUGAGUUCUGUAUGGAAGUGAAGGCCGACCCGACCGGUUGGAAACAGUUCCGCGACGAGCGAGAGAUGGCUGUGUAUGCGUUCUGUAUGGAAGUGAAGGCCGACCCGACCGGUUGGAAACAGUUCCGCGACGAGCGAGAGAUGGCUGUGUAUGCGGUGAACGGCCGCAACUGGAUCUCCUACGAAGACGGCGUGUCGGCCGGCCUUAAGACGACCGCCAUUACCAAAGAGGGCUUCGGCGGUGUUGUGGUUCAGGCGCUGGAGAACGACGACUUCAAGGGUCUGUGCGGCGAGAAGUACCCCGUCUUGAAGGCCAUCAACAAAGCCCUAAACAAAGACCCAGUGGUGUCGCCGACACACCCGCCGCCCACCGCAGCGCCCACUCACGCGCCGCAGGUGUGCACUCACGAGGGGCUGAUCCGCGACCCGAAGGACUGUCACUAUUACCACAAAUGUGUGGAAAUGUUUCCGGGAAUCUAUAGCGACGAUAAGCUCGCCUGCGAUGGAGUGCUUGUCUUCGAUGAGAAGGACGGCAAGUGUAAGGAAAGACAAUUAGUUCCCGGAUGUUAGACAUGGAUGGCCUGUCAGUGCCGGCGCUUUACUACUUGUUUAGUGUUUUGUAAUGCAUUUUAGUUGAUUAAAUUAUGUAUUGAUUUUGUAA